AUCUUGUAAAUGGUCCAGGACGUGGACGCCCCUAGUUUUCUGUAACAAGAACGUUACAGGUGAUGAUGGUUUGAUUUGUGAGGACAGGCAGCUGGCAAUUCAUGAUUUGACUGACAAUGUUGACUUCCCGAUAACUGUUGAUAAUGAAAAUGUGUGUGAAGAGCUCGGAUAUCGUUCAGAUUCGGCUCGCUGAGUGCUGAACCAACUGACAGAAGAUCACAAAGUUUAUACAUGGUGGCUUGUCAGACAAUUUUGAAACAGCAUGGUAAAAUGGGGGAAUUCCACACCCACACUCCUUAGAUCUAGCUCUUCGCAGGAAGAAAGCAAGAAAAACGAAUUGGGAACUCUUCCAGUUUUUCAACUGCCUUUGACUUUUACUUCCGAUUUGAACACAAGAGGCAGCCAUCUGUACUUCUGUUGUACUCUGACUCUGAAAGAAAAAGUAUACAAGUCUGUCGAAAAGAGACUGACGAAUAAUGGGAAGGAAUUACAGUUAUAAGAGGAAGACAGUGGCGUAUAACCGGUAUAACCAUGCAGAGAUAUGAAGAAAGUAGUUAAUCUGGUUACAUCUCAGUCCCAUCAUCUGAUGUCGCCUCAACAACUUCUAGCUGACUACUACCCUGAAUAGUCAGCAAACCUCUCCCAAUGCUCCAUCGAAUUCUACUGCCGUCUCCCCUCCAGUGCUCCAUCAAGUGUAUCACCUUCACCGCGGUCUGCACUCCAGAACUCCGUUAAGAACUUUUUUCUUACCAAACUGACUCCGAUGAUCAAGAAACCAGCAUCAGGCACUGGGGGGUCAACAAACAGAGGGUAGUCAAGAUGCAGUUUGGUGAAAGCCUCACAUCAGAGGAAUGAUCGCUAGACUGCUGGCGGAUGACGAGGAGAGAGCCGCAAAGAAAGCAAAGGGGAAGAGCAGAGGAAACGGGAAGGGCAAGGGAAAAUGCACCGGAAAGAAGACAGCAGCUGCUGUUCCUCCUCCUCCAAGUGACAGUGACAAUACUCUUGAAGAUAAACAGCCACCUCUACAACACAGAUCAAACAGUGACACAAACAGAGACACCGACAGUGACAAUACUCUUGAAGAUGAACAGCCACCUCUACAACACAGAUCAAACAGUGACACAAACAGAGACACCGACAGUGACAAUACUCUUGAAGAUGAACAGCCACCUCUACAACACAGAUCAAACAGUGACACAAACAGAGACACCGACAGUGACAAUACUCUUGAAGAUGAACAGCCACCUCUACAACACAGAUCAAACAGUGACACAAACAGAGACACCGACAGUGACAAUACUCUUGAAGAUGAACAGCCACCUCUACAACACAGAUCAAACAGUGACACAAACAGAGACACCGACAGUGACAAUACUCUUGAAGAUGAACAGCCACCUCUACAACACAGAUCAAACAGUGACACAAACAGAGACACCGACAGUGACAAUACUCUUGAAGAUGAACAGCCACCUCUACAACACAGAUCAAACAGUGACACAAACAGAGACACCGACAGUGACAAUACUCUUGAAGAUAAACAGCCACCUCUACAACACAGAUCAAACAGUGACACAAACAGAGACACCGACAGUGACAAUACUCUUGAAGAUGAACAGCCACCUCUACAACACAGAUCAAACAGUGACACAAACAGAGACACCGACAGUGACAAUGACCCUGACUAUGCCCCUCGUUCGACAUCAAAAGUGAACAGGAAUUUGUUUGAAAUUGAUUUGUACUUUAUUUUCUUCCUGACUGAUCCCCCAUACACGUAUAGGCCUAGGCCUACUGUUCUCAUUCAUAAUAAUCUUCUAAUAUUGUUGUGCUCAUUUUAGAUGCAAUUUCUAGUACCUGUUUGUUUCAUUCUGGUUUUUACAUUCUGUCAUGAUGGGUGUGGAAUUACCCUGAGGUGGUGGAAAUGUUAAUAAAGAGGAAAAAUUGGAAUUUAUGAAGUAUUGUUACUUUUUUCUGUUAUUUAUACAGAAUUCAAGUUUGAAUGCUUCUGGGGUAUCUGUCCUCUGUUUGUGUGAUCACCUCAUCAAUAGAAGCUUUCUGUCAACCAACUGAAAAAGUUGGGUGUGGAAUUCCCUCAUCUUACAUAAUAUGUCGGCCUCUUUUACCGUCUGUUUCUAAAAUGAGAUGAAGAUGUACGAGACUUUUGUGUCGACUCAAGUGUCCUACGUACUGCAUUAGUCCGUUCCUAUUUUUUGCUUGUUUGUUUUUGGUUGAUUUUGUAGUUUCUUCUUUCUUUUUGUUGCUAUUGUUGAUGAUGUUUUCGUUGUUGCUCUUAUCAGGUUUUCUUCAGCACUACCCAAUACGAUUUCCUUACCUUCCAUAAAAUUAUCCACAGACUCAUUAGA
Molecule: messenger RNA, 2360 nt
Organism: Aplysia californica (California sea hare)
Lineage: Eukaryota; Metazoa; Mollusca; Gastropoda; Aplysiida; Aplysiidae
Product: clumping factor B
Exons: 2
Coding region: 852-1835 (327 amino acids)
Source: RefSeq, a predicted model, not a curated record